Molecule: messenger RNA, 1541 nt
Organism: Stomoxys calcitrans (stable fly)
Lineage: Eukaryota; Metazoa; Arthropoda; Insecta; Diptera; Muscidae
Product: damage-control phosphatase ARMT1
Exons: 6
Coding region: 75-1409 (444 amino acids)
Biological process (GO): DNA damage response
Cellular component (GO): nucleus; cytoplasm
Molecular function (GO): phosphatase activity
Source: RefSeq, a predicted model, not a curated record
CUGACAGUAUUAUAAAUAAAAAUAAAUGGAAGUUCGGAAAGAGUUUUUAAAUUUAGGUGUAGAUUUAUUGAAAAAUGGAACAUUCAGGGCCAUCAGAUUUUGAACGAAAAUACGAUAUACUAGACGUUGCAACUCCAAGGCAUACGAUAUUAUCUGGACGUUAUAAAAGGAGUUUUGCUUAUUACACGUUGAGGGAACGCUUGCCGGUUAUAUUAACAAACAUUAUUGAUAGCUUAACAAAAGAGAAGGAUGAAAUUGCUGAAAAAUAUGAAGGAGAGAAAACUCGCGAAGAAAUUAAGACUGUUGUGGGCCAUAUUUCAAAAUUAAAAUAUCAACUGCAAACUGACAAACCAUUCGAGAAAUUCUUGGGAAUUGAGCAAGACAAGGAGAUGUGGAACAUUUUCCUAGAAGCUUUGCCAGCUAAAUGCGCUUCGUUUUUCCAAUCGGCCUGGCUCUACUCAGAGUGCUACAUGUACAGGAGGGUUUUUUCUUUUUUUGAAAAUACAGAAACACUUAGACACCAUGAUUAUUUUUUUAAACAAAAGUGCAAAGCGCUAGAAAUAAAUGCAGUUUUAAAUUUAGGUAAAAGUUUGCGAAGCACUGAACGAGACUCGAAAACAUUUUCAAGUCUUUUAAAGGUUAAUUUAUGGGGAAAUAAAUGCGACCUCUCCAUAAUUAUUCCUACUAUCUGCGACCCGAAUGACAAUGUUUUUGAACAUUGUAGCACAUUAGACGAUCACGUGUUGGUUGAUGACUCAAGCAGGAUUUGGAAAUGUUUGGAUUCGGCAGACCAAUCAAAAUGUAUUACAGUGGACUUUGUAUUGGACAAUGCUGGAUUCGAAUUUUACACUGACCUCAUUUUAGCCGAUUAUUUGUUGAGCAAGAAAUUGGCACAUAAAAUCCGAUUUCAUACAAAGCCAAUGCCUUGGUUUGUUUCAGAUGUGACACCUGUGGACUUCCACCACACCUUUGAGUAUUUAGAGAAACACAGUUCAAGUCACUUAAGUGUACAGGGACGCAAAUGGAAGCAGUAUUUGGCAGAUGGAUUCUUCGAAAUGGCUGCUGUAAAUUAUUUUUGGUCAAGCCCAUACGAAUACUAUAAAAUGCGUGAAGUGGAUAUGGACUUAUAUAAUUAUCUUGCUCAAGCUCAACUUGUUAUAUUCAAGGGAGAUCUAAAUUAUCGAAAAUUGUUAGGCGAUAAGAAUUGGGAUCCCACAGAAGACUUCUUGAUUUGUUUGAGAGGUUUUCAACCGACUAACAUUUGUACAUUGCGCACAGUUAAAGCUGAUUUGAUAUGUGGCUUGGAACACGGUAAAGCUGAGGAUCUAUUCCGGCAGAACCCGAAAUGGAUGGAGACCGGAGAGUAUGGUGUUAUACAAUUUAUGGAAGGUUCUAAAUGGAGGUUCUAAAAGACAGAUAACAACAAAGCAAUAGCUAACAGCAGUAUCCACAAUGAAUUUUCACAACAGAAUAUUAAAUUUUACCUUUUCACAUUUUUUUUUUGUAAAUAAACAUGAUGUCUAAGAAUAUCCAAAAUUAAA